Babesia bovis T2Bo is the source of this 1022-nucleotide messenger RNA. RefSeq names its product putative integral membrane protein. The record is from RefSeq and is a predicted model, not a curated record. Lineage: Eukaryota; Apicomplexa; Aconoidasida; Piroplasmida; Babesiidae. The transcript has 6 exons. Bases 46 to 1002 code for a protein of 318 amino acids.
CCAGGCAUUAUACGAAUUGAUAGCAAUAGGUGUUAAUACAUACCUAUGUCAUAUGCCAUACGCGUACUAUGGGCAGUUGUGUUAGUGCUGCUCCUUAAUCUUUAUGGCGCAGCUCCUAGGGCUGCAUUAAGACAGAACUACCUCGCAUACUCAGUUUUGAAGCCAUAUCUUAGGAAACCCAAAGUUCGAAACCGUACAACACGGGAGGAGAAGACGCGUAGAUCGGCUUUUCAUAAGCAAUUGCAUAAAGAACUUCGUAUGAAAUACUGGGAGCGAUUAGACCCUGCCGUAAAUACGAUCAUAAACUACAACUCAAAAACUGAUUCAGGUCCUGUGAUCGACCCAAAAAGGGCGUUCGUAGUCCAAGAAGUUAUACCACAACUUGUUAAACUGGAGAACCAACAAGUCAACUGCACGCUCACUGCUGAACAAUCGGAGUCAUUCGAUAGACGGGCCGGACUUAAGCUAUACUGUGAUAUUAAGGCUGUUUUCUCCACAAUCGCAGAUAACAUCAACAACAAUGAUGUUUUCACGGACUUCCACUUGAUGGCAUCGCAAGAUCAGUUACUAAAGCUCCAGGCAGACGUAGAUUACAUCAUGCCUCUUGUUAAUGCCCGCGAAGAACCUGAGCCGUCAACAGAAUGCAUUGAAUAUUGUAAUCACAUUGAACAACUUGCACAUGAGGAGCCUAUAAAGUUUUUAGCGCACUCAUAUUAUAUUAUUAAGGAUUGGCAUCUAACUAGACGACAUUUUUUGGCUCGAUUUCGUUAUCAUUUAAAAUUAGUUAGGAAAAUGAAGGCUGCUUCUUUCGAUAACGACUGUGAUACUUUUGAGAAAACGCUGAAUAAAACAGCAAUUAAUUGGACUAGGGCCGAAAAAAACAUCUUUAUCUACGAGCUACAGGUAGCCCAAAAUAUGGCACAAAACGCACUCACAUCGGCAAUCAUAUACCCUUGUAAGGCUUCUUACGCUGUAUCGCAAAUAUGUGAAACAUCGUGUUAACGGUUCGCUUUCAUAAAGUA